Clarias gariepinus (North African catfish) is the source of this 5016-nucleotide messenger RNA. It is a transcript of the gene abcc4, whose product is annotated as ATP-binding cassette, sub-family C (CFTR/MRP), member 4. Bases 389 to 4357 code for a protein of 1322 amino acids. NCBI's taxonomy places the organism in Eukaryota, Metazoa, Chordata, Actinopteri, Siluriformes, Clariidae. The record is from RefSeq and is a predicted model, not a curated record. Gene Ontology annotation, biological process: monoatomic ion transport; transmembrane transport. The transcript has 30 exons. Gene Ontology annotation, molecular function: ATP binding; ATP hydrolysis activity; ABC-type transporter activity. Gene Ontology annotation, cellular component: plasma membrane.
UCAAUUAUAACGUGUUAAUCCCGCCCGCGCAAACCGCGCGUGUUUAAUAUUACGCGCGUGACAUUCUGCGUGUUUAAUAUUACGUGAUUUACACAAUCAAUGGAUUACCACUGUUACAAUAUCUGUAAGACUUUAGUUAAGAUGCUCUCUGUUUGCGAAAUAUGUCAACCAAUGGCUGCGCCGUCGUCACGGGUGAACUGGGCGUUUACUUAAAGCGAAGCCGCGGAGUCUCCACAGCGGUCACCUGGUCGCUAUUACGCGCGUGCAUGUGUGAUACUGAAGUUACACAAGCGGUGAGGAGGGUGUUUUCCCCGAGUGGAAGCCUGCACGAGGAGAACAGGACUACUGUGUAUAUCUGAAUAUCAAGAAAGUCAAUACGAAGUCGUUCAUGGAGCCAGUAGGGAAAGAUGCCAGGACUAAUCCGGCUGCUUCCGCAAAUAUAUUCUCUCAGAUACUUUUCUGCUGGUUAAAUCCUCUAUUUCGCAUUGGAUACAGAAGAAGACUUGAGGAAGAUGAUAUGUAUAAACUCCUUCCUGAGGACAGCUCCAAUAAACUCGGCGAGGAACUUCAGUGCUAUUGGGACCAUGAAGUGGCGAUGGCGUCUAAAGAGCUUCGAGCUCCUAAACUUACCAAAGCCAUUAUCAAGUGUUAUUGGAAGUCAUAUACCAUCUUGGGGAUAUUCACCUUUGUUGAGGAAUUUAUUAAGUUGGUUCAGCCUGUGUUUCUGGGGAAACUUAUUCAGUAUUUUGAGAACUAUGAUCCAGAUAACAUUGACGCACUUCAUGAGGCCUAUGGCUAUGCUGCUGGGGUGUCUGUCUCCACGCUGGUCCUCGCGUUAAUGCACCACCUCUAUUUCUUCCAUGUCCUGAGAGCUGGCAUGAGAUUUCGCGUCGCCAUGUGUCACAUGAUUUAUAAGAAGGCAUUGUGCCUUAAUAGCGUUGCUAUGGGAAAGACCACUACAGGACAGACUGUCAACCUUUUAUCCAAUGACGUCCACAAAUUUGAUGAGGUUACAAUUUUCUUGCACUUCCUGUGGGUGGGGCCACUGCAAGCUAUUGCUGUCGUUGGCCUUCUGUGGCAGGAGAUUGGACCUUCAUGCUUGGCGGGAAUGGCAGUGCUCAUUUUUCUGAUGCCCCUGCAAACCCUAUUUGGGAAACUUUUCUCCAAAUUCAGGAAUAAGACUGCAGUCCUUACUGACAGUAGAAUACGCACAAUGAAUGAAGUGGUGUCUGGAAUUCGAAUUAUUAAGAUGUAUGCAUGGGAAAAGCCAUUUGCAGCAUUGAUCAACAACAUCAGGAAAAAAGAAAUUUCUAAAAUCAUGGACAGCUCCUACCUGCGUGGUCUGAACAUGGCCUCCUUCUUUGCUGCAAGCAAAAUCAUUGAAUUUUGCACAUUCACUGUGUAUGUGUUGUUGGGAAACACAAUCACAGCCAGCCGUGUGUUUAUGGCUGUGUCACUAUACUCUUCCGUCCGCCUCACUGUUACACUCUUCUUUCCUUCUGCCAUUGAAAAAGUGUCUGAGGCCAGCAUCAGCAUCCGUAGGAUCAAGAACUUCCUUAUGUUGGAUGAGUUGGUUAAACGCAAUGUUGUAGUUCCUAAAGAGAAGGGGGAAGUGUCUGUGGAGCUCCGGGAUCUCAGUUGCUCCUGGGAAAAGAGUCUUGAUGUUCCAACCCUGCAAAACAUAUCCUUCAGUGUGAAGACAGGCCAACUUCUUGCUGUUGUUGGCCCUGUUGGCGCUGGAAAGUCUUCACUACUCAGCACCAUACUUGGAGAGCUGUCACCAGACAAAGGCGUAGUGAAAGUUACUGGAAAUCUGACCUAUGCUUCUCAACAGCCCUGGGUGUAUCCAGGUACCAUCCGCAGCAACAUCCUGUUUGGGAAGGAGCUACAUCCACAAAGAUAUGAAAAUGUUCUAAAGGCCUGUGCUCUUAAGAAGGACAUGGAGUUACUCCCCCAGGGAGAUAUGACUGUGAUCGGGGACCGAGGGGCAACGCUCAGUGGAGGUCAGAAGGCUCGAGUUAACCUGGCCAGGGCUGUGUAUCAGGAUGCUGAUAUUUACCUGUUGGAUGAUCCCCUGAGUGCAGUCGAUGCAGAAGUGGGUCGACAUCUGUUUAAUCAGUGUAUUUGUGGCAUUCUAAAGAAGAAACCAAGGAUCCUGGUGACUCACCAGCUUCAGUACCUGAAAGCAGCUGACCAUAUACUGGUUUUAAAAGAGGGUCACAUAGUGGUACAGGGCACAUACGCAGAGCUUCUUUAUUCAGGUGUGGACUUCACAUCUCUGUUAAAGAAGGAUGAGGAAGAAGAGCACGUAGGAGGGCCUGGAGCCAUGGAGCAAUCUCGCAGCCGAACCCUUUCACAGAACUCUGUUCGCUCAGGGACCUCAUCAGUAGUGUCUGAUAAAGAUGGAGCAGAUCAGCUACCUACAGAACUUGGUCAAACUAUGUCAGAUGAGAGCCGCUCUGAGGGGAACAUAGGGUUCCGCAUGUAUCUGAAGUACUUAACUGCUGGAGUCAACACAUUUAUGUUGCUUAUCCUUGUUGUACUCAACUUGCUCGCACAGACAUCCUAUAUUCUUCAAGACUGGUGGCUUGCAAACUGGGCCACAGAACAGGAGAAGCUAGAUGUUCUAAACCAAAAUCUUACCCUCACCAAUAACAUGAAUGUUACUCAUCAGCUCUCCAUUGAUUUUUACCUGGGCAUUUAUUCAGGUUUAACAAUGACAACGCUCCUUUUUGGAUUCACACGCAGUUUGAUGAUGUUUAAUGCUUUAGUGCGCUCUGCCCAGGUGCUCCACAGUCGCAUGUUCAACUGUAUUCUCAGGACCCCUGUUCACUUUUUUGACAUUAAUCCUAUAGGAAGAAUUCUUAAUCGGUUCUCAAAGGACAUUGGUCACGUAGACUCCAUGUUGCCCUGGACAUUUGUGGACUUUAUCCAAGUGUUUUUGCAAAUCAUAGCUGUCAUUGCUGUGGCUACUUCAGUCAUCCCAUGGAUUCUGAUCCCUGUACUGCCCCUUCUUAUUGUCUUCCUUUUUUUACGUCGCUACUUCCUACAGACUUCGCGUGAUAUCAAGCGGCUUGAAGCCACUACUCGAAGCCCUGUUUUUUCUCACUUAUCAUCCUCACUGCAAGGCCUAAGUACUAUUCGUGCCUUUAAGGCUGAAGAAAGAUUCCAGCAAACCUUUGAUUCCUAUCAAGACGUGCACUCAGAGGCCUGUUUUUUAUUCCUGACCACUUCACGCUGGUUUGCCGUGCGUCUGGAUGGAAUGUGUUCGGUGUUUGUCACCAUCACUGCCUUUGGAUGCCUUCUGCUGAGAAACAGUCUGGAGGCAGGUGCUGUUGGCCUAGCCCUGUCCUAUGCUGUAACCUUGAUGGGCAUGUUCCAGUGGGGUGUCAGGCAGAGUGCUGAAGUUGAGAACCUGAUGACUUCAGUAGAAAGAGUUGUAGAAUACACAGAGCUGGAGAAUGAAGCACCAUGGGAAACAAAGAAGCCUCCUCCUGAAUGGCCGAGUCAGGGAUUGAUUACUUUUGACCAGGUCAAUUUUUCAUAUAGUUCCAAUGGGCCUGUUGUGCUGAAAAACUUAACAGCAGUGUUCAGACCAAAAGAAAAGGUUGGCAUCGUAGGAAGGACAGGUGCAGGAAAGAGUUCUCUGAUCUCUGCACUCUUCCGCCUGGCAGAGCCCCAUGGAAAGAUUUAUGUGGACGGCUUGCUAAUUUCUGAUAUUGGCCUCCAUGACCUUCGCCAGAAAAUAUCUAUUAUUCCUCAAGAUCCAGUGUUAUUUACUGGGACCAUGAGGAAAAACCUAGACCCAUUCCAAGAGUACAUGGACAAGGAUCUAUGGAAUGCUUUAGAUGAGGUCCAGCUGAAACCUGUGGUGGAGGAGUUGCCUGGUAAACUAGAGACUGUGCUGGCUGAAUCUGGUUCUAACUUCAGUGUUGGUCAGCGGCAGCUUGUGUGUCUUGCCAGGGCCAUCCUGAGGAGGAACCGAAUCCUUAUUAUUGAUGAAGCAACAGCUAAUGUUGACCCCAGAACAGAUGAGCUUAUUCAGAAGACCAUACGGGAUAAGUUCCAAGAGUGCACUGUCCUAACCAUUGCCCACAGACUCAACACAAUCAUAGACAGUGACCGAAUACUAGUUCUCAGUGCGGGCAGCAUACAUGAGUUUGAUGAGCCCCAUGUGCUGCUCCAGGACAAGGAUGGAAUCUUCUACAAGAUGGUGCAACAGACAGGAAAAGCAGAGGCUGCCUCGUUAAUACAGAUGGCCAAAGAGGCAUAUAAGAACUCCCGUCAACCAAAGUUGAACACUGGUGUGACCUCCAGCAAAGAAACUACCCUGGUUAUCUUUGAGACUGCUCUGUGAGAGUCUAAUGCAAUUGUGUUUGGAGGAUUCCUGCAGCUAGCACAUCACAUGCAACUACAGAAGACUGAUUAUUUCUGACAUCUGUACAUAAUUUAUGUGUUCAAUAAUAUAUUCAACCCAUGUCACAUUCUUUUUUUUUAUUUUUGCUGUUUUGCAAAACCAAAUGUCUUUAUUUUGUUAAAUCAAGAGAUAACACUAAAUAUGUUUUUAAAAACAUAUUUGCAUUAAGUUUAAUACUUAAGUUUAAGUCAGUUGUGUAUGUGUGUUUAGCUCUGUUUUUGCACAAUAAAUGGUAUAUCUGAUCAGUCCUGCUUUCAUUAACACCAUGGAAUGCUACUUGAUGUUUUGCCACAGAUCUGGAGCACCUGUCAGCGUUCCAUUUAAUACUUGAGGUAUUCAUCAUGAUUGCGGACAGGGUUCCGUCUAUAACACACGAGUUUGACGACCUUGGCGAACAAUGUCCUUAAAAACCUAAUUGACUGCAUUGGUAAUGAAGUCAUCAGUGCCUAUUAACCAUUAUAGUGGUCUAUGAUAAUUAGGAGAAAGCUCAAUAAUGCAUAUACGUAUGUUGGCUAUUCGGAGGAAUUUGAUUUUCAUUCUUAUUUAGAAAACAGACACUGUAAACCUUUAGCCAGGCUGAAUAAAGCAAAGAGCUCCAA